Messenger RNA from Cricetulus griseus (Chinese hamster), 1906 nucleotides. The record is from RefSeq and is a predicted model, not a curated record. Lineage: Eukaryota; Metazoa; Chordata; Mammalia; Rodentia; Cricetidae.
GUAACUACCCCUGUGGCUCAUCACCAUGCCCUCCGAUCUGGCCAAGGAAAAAGCAGCCAAAAAGAAGGAAGCUGCCAAAGCUCGACAACGGCCCAGAAAGGGACAUGAAAAAAAUGGAGACACUGUCACAGAACCUCAGGUUGCAGAGGAGAAAAAUGAGGAGGCCAAUGGCAGAGAGACCAGAGAAGUUGAUUUGCUGACCAAGGAGCUAGAGGACUUUGAGAUGAAGAAAGUGGCUGCUCGCGCCGUCACCGGCGUCCUGGCCUCUCACCCCAACAGCACUGACAUCCACAUCAUCAACCUUUCACUGACCUUUCAUGGUCAAGACCUGCUCAGUGACACCAAACUGGAACUCAACUCAGGCCGUCGUUAUGGUCUCAUUGGCUUAAAUGGAAUUGGAAAAUCCAUGCUGCUCUCUGCUAUUGGGAAACGUGAAGUGCCCAUCCCUGAGAACAUAGACAUCUACCAUCUGACUUGUGAGAUGCCUCCUAGUGAAAAAAAACCCUUGCAGUGUGUGAUGGAGGUGGACACAGAGAGGGCCAUGCUGGAGAGGGAGGCAGAGCGGUUAGCUCAUGAGGAUGCGGAGUGUGAGAAGCUCAUGGAAUUCUAUCAGCUGCUGGAAGAUCUGGAUGCUGACAAAGUGGAGAUGAGGGCCUCAAGGAUCUUACAUGGGCUGGGUUUCACACCUGCCAUGCAGCGCAAGAAGCUGAAAGAUUUCAGUGAUGGCUGGCGGAUGAGAGUUGCUCUUGCCAGAGCCCUCUUUAUUCGGCCCUUCAUGCUGCUUCUGGAUGAGCCUACCAACCACCUGGACCUGGAUGCUUGUGUGUGGCUGGAAGAGGAACUUAAGACUUUCAAGCGCAUCGUGGUCCUUGUGUCACAUUCUCAGGACUUUCUGAAUGGAGUCUGUACCAAUAUUAUCCACAUGCACAACAAGAAACUCAAGUAUUACAUGGGUAAUUAUGAUCAGUAUGUGAAGACGCGGCUGGAGCUGGAGGAGAACCAGAUGAAGAGGUUUCACUGGGAGCAGGACCAGAUCGCACACAUGAAGAACUACAUUGCCAGAUUUGGCCAUGGCAUUGCCAAGCUGGCCCCGCAGGCUCAGAGCAAAGAGAAAACUCUACAGAAAAUGAUGGCAUCAGGACUAACAGAAAGGGUUGUGAGUGACAAGACGCUGUCAUUUUAUUUCCCACCUUGUGGUAAAAUCCCACCGCCUGUCAUCAUGGUGCAGAAUGUGAGCUUCAAGUACACAAAAGACAGACCUUGCAUCUACAAUAAUCUAGAAUUUGGCAUUGACCUUGACACACGGGUGGCUCUGGUAGGACCUAAUGGUGCAGGGAAAUCCACUCUUUUGAAGCUGCUCACUGGAGAGCUUCUACCCACAGCUGGAAUGAUCCGGAAGCAUUCUCAUGUCAAGAUAGGGCGUUACCAUCAGCACUUACAGGAGCAGUUGGACCUGGACCUUUCGGCAUUGGAGUAUGUGAUGAAGUGCUACCCAGAGAUCAAGGAAAAGGAGGAGAUGAGGAAGAUCAUUGGGAGAUACGGCCUUACUGGGAAACAGCAGGUGAGCCCAAUCCGGAACCUGUCGGAUGGGCAGAAGUGUCGAGUGUGUUUGGCCUGGCUGGCCUGGCAGAACCCUCACAUGCUCUUUCUGGACGAGCCUACCAAUCACCUGGACAUCGAGACCAUUGAUGCACUGGCAGAUGCCAUCAAUGAGUUUGAGGGUGGUAUGAUGCUAGUCAGCCAUGACUUCAGACUCAUCCAGCAGGUUGCACAGGAGAUUUGGGUCUGUGAGAAGCAGACAAUCAUUAAAUGGCUUGGAGACAUCCUUGCCUACAAGGAGCACCUCAAAUCCAAACUAGUAGAUGAGGAGCCCCAGCUCACCAAGAGGACCCACAACGUGUGAGCC